AUGCGUUUUCGCGAGUUGAUAGUGAGCGUUUUUCUGUUUGAUUAUGUCCGUUGCUACCUCAUUAAGGGUAGCUUGGAUAUUAACAAUUCGAGUUUCGUCCGAAAACCAAUAAACGAUGGUACGGCGCCUGCCUACUUUGAUUGGAGAGAAGGAGGAUUUGUCAGUCCCGUGAAGGAUCAGCAGAGUUGUGGUGCUUGCUGGGCGUUCAGUGCCGUUGGAAGUAUAGAAAGCCAUGUUGCUAUUUACUGGAAACUGAGAGUAAUUCUUUCAGAACAAUUUUUGAUUGACUGCGAAAAGGAACAAACUGGAUGUGGCAAUACAACAAUCUUGAAAAUAUUUGCGCAAAUAGUCAGUGAUAUCGGCGGAGUGCUUCAAGAUAAGGAUUAUUUUCCUUACUCAAAUAGAGCGUACGCUUGUAGAUGGAAUAGAGAUUAUCAGAAACUAGUACCAGUAAUAGGCUACAAAAGAAUACACGGUGAAGAUCAAAUGGUAGACUAUUUGUACAAGAACGGACCUCUUUCAGCUGCAAUUAAUUCUGCAUCUAUGCGUCACUAUAAUCCUAGAGGGCAAGUAGUAAUUGAUGAACCAACUGAUGCUCUAUGCUCCCCGAAGAAAUUGGACCACGCUGUCGUAAUUGUCGGGUACAACGAGUACGUGGAUCCCAACACUAGUAUCAGAACACCAUACUGGAUUAUCAAGAACUCUUGGGGAGACCAAUGGGGUGACCAUGGCUUCUAUUAUUUAGUGCGCGGACGCAAUGCUUGUGGUAUCGCUGAAGACGUUUCCAUACCAUCCGUAAUGUAG
This is a messenger RNA of Leptosia nina, 804 nucleotides long. Lineage: Eukaryota; Metazoa; Arthropoda; Insecta; Lepidoptera; Pieridae. The record is from the annotation of a GenBank genome assembly.